AUGUCGCGAACCCUUCGCUCCCUCCUCUUUGUCCCGCAGCUUCCCCUCGCCCGCGCCCCGCGACGCCCGCACCUCUCGCCCCGCCGCUUCACCAUGUCGGCUCCGAAGGCCCCGACCCCGAAGGCCCCGACCCCCGCCUCGGUGUCCUCCCUGCGCGUCAGCUACUCUCGGGCCCCCGCACUGGACGAGGCCAUGCUGCCGCCGGCCCCGUUCGCCCUGUUCGCUGCGUGGUUCGAGCAAGCGAAGGCGUCGGGCGACCCCGAGCCCAACGCCAUGUGUCUGGCCACUGCCUCGCCCGACGCACGCCCCUCCGCACGCAUGGUCCUGCUCAAGGCCUUUGAUGACAACGGCUUUGUGUGGUAUACUAACUACGGCUCGCGCAAGGCCGCGCAGCUCGCGGACAACCCGUUCGCGGCACUCACGUUUUGGUGGCCGUCGCUGGAGCGCUCGGUCCGGAUAGAGGGCAAGGUGGAUCGCGUCCCGACGGAGGAGAGCGAUGCUUACUUUAAGUCGAGGCCGCCCGCGAGCAGGCUGGGCGCCUGGGCGAGUGAUCAGAGUAAGCCGGUGGGGGAGAGGCAUGUGGUAGAGGAAAGGUGGAAUGGCUUGGUAGAUGACCAUUUGGAUGAGAAGGGGGGGUUGAAGAAGGAGGUCGAGAGACCGCCACAAUGGGGCGGCUUUAGACUCGUCCCGGACCGCGUCGAGUUCUGGAAGGGGCGCGAGGCCAGGCUGCAUGACAGGAUUGUGUAUGAGCUUGGCGAGAACGAGGACUGGACGCCUAGUGAGGAACUUAAGGGCAGCAGUCGCUGGACAAAAACGAGAUUGCAACCAUGA
Messenger RNA from Chondrus crispus (carragheen), 831 nucleotides. RefSeq lists its product as hypothetical. Gene Ontology annotation, molecular function: pyridoxamine phosphate oxidase activity; FMN binding. The record is from RefSeq and is a predicted model, not a curated record. The transcript has a single exon. Lineage: Eukaryota; Rhodophyta; Florideophyceae; Gigartinales; Gigartinaceae. Gene Ontology annotation, biological process: pyridoxine biosynthetic process. The coding region runs from base 1 to 831 and encodes 276 amino acids.